Corticium candelabrum is the source of this 5492-nucleotide messenger RNA. RefSeq names its product synaptojanin-1-like. Gene Ontology annotation, molecular function: nucleic acid binding; phosphatidylinositol-4,5-bisphosphate 5-phosphatase activity. The coding region runs from base 144 to 5327 and encodes 1727 amino acids. The record is from RefSeq and is a predicted model, not a curated record. NCBI's taxonomy places the organism in Eukaryota, Metazoa, Porifera, Homoscleromorpha, Homosclerophorida, Plakinidae. The transcript has 22 exons. Gene Ontology annotation, biological process: synaptic vesicle endocytosis; phosphatidylinositol dephosphorylation.
UAUUGUCACACCUGAUCAUGUGACGCCCGAUAACACUUCUCUUGGCUUGAGAAACGUUCACUUUCUUAACUUUCUUGUGUUUACUAUCUGAUGUCUAUCAUGCAAACUACAGCCUAUAUCCGGGACAAUUGUGGAUGUGACCAAUGGGUCUUGGAAAGUUGUUGCGGGUGUCGCAGAAACAGCUUCCUCUCUCGAUCCUUCUCGAGUACAAGAAGCAACAGAACGCGCUUCUCUUUGAGUCCGACAUCGUGGCCGUUCUCUCCCAACACGAAGCGGACAACAUACGCAAGCAAUAUGUGAAGAGUGUUGAUGCCUACAGCUGUUUGGGCGUACUGAGAGUGAAACAAGAAUUUGGGGUCGGUCUGUAUCUCAUCUUGGUUACUGGAUGUGAGUUUGUUGGUCGAAUCCAGAACUCAGAGAUUUAUCGUGUAACUGCUGUAACUCACAUUCAUCUCAACAAGCUCGCAUUCGAAGAUUCUCUGACUGAUGUUCGGAGGCUUUUAAGCUCGGGGACGUUUUACUUCUCGAGGCACUCGGAUGGAUGCAGCAGAGCAAUUGAAUUGACUCAAUCAAUGCAGUCGCAACUGGCGGCCGUAAUGCCUGAUGAUAAGUUUCUAUGGAACAAGGGCCUUUUUGGUCAUUUGGAAAGGUUCGGAGUCGACUGUUCAUCUUGGACUGUCAACAUCAUAUGCGGCAGUGUGGACAUAAAAACCGUCUACGCGGGCGAAAAAACCACCAAAUUUGUCGUUUUAUCUCGUCUGAGUUGCGAAAGGGCGGGCACAAGGUUCAACACUCGAGGUGUGGACGAUGACGGCAACGUUGCCAACUUUGUGGAAAGCGAACAAAUUAUAUUGACGGAUGAUGGUGUUACGUCUUUCAUACAACUCAGAGGGACGGUGCCACUGUUUUGGGAACAACCAGGAUUUCAGACUGGAUCUCAUAAAAUCAAAAUGUCACGUGGCUAUGAAGCGUCUGCCCCAGCCUUUGAACGACACUUCACUGAGCUGUUGACUCGUUAUGGUCCUCAACUGAUUAUCAAUUUGCUUGGCCUAAAGGAAGGCGAGUCGAUGCUUUCGUCAUCAUAUGUGGACCACUUGAAACAUUCCCGGUACAGUAAUAGUGAUGAUAUUCACUUUAUAUCGUUCGAUUAUCAUCAACAGAAGGGCAAGAAGGAGAAGAUGAAUGAACUGAUUUCGACUUGUAAAGCAUAUAUGUUGGGGUUUGGGUACUACCAUGAAGAAAGUGGAGCUGUCAUGAGCACUCAGGUUGGCACUGUUCGUGUCAACUGCAUGGAUUGCAUUGAUAGAACAAACGCCAUACAAACCAUUCUAGCUCAAGGGAUGCUACCAGCACAGUUGAAAGUACUUGGUCUGUCAGACAAACCCAACAUCAUGGCUCGCUUCGACGAGUGUUUGAAGACUUUGUGGUCGAGCAAUGGAGAUCACAUCAGCAAGAUCUAUGCUGGAACAGGAGCUCUUGAUGGACGCACUAAGGUUGGGAAGCUAGUGGAUGGGGCGAAGUCUGUCAGUCGUACGAUUCAGAAUAAUUUUAUGGACAACACGAAGCAGGAGGCGAUUGAUGUUUUAUUACAAGGGAAUGUGUAUGCUGGAUAUCCGGGAUGGAGGUCGAGAGCACUGCUGCCUUUCAGUAGUGUUACAUCAUCACCAGGCCUUGUACAAGAGCUGUGCGCUCGAUACAAAGACUACACCACCACGUCAUCCCUCCGAGUCUCCGUCGGCACGUGGAACGUCAACGGCGGUCGUCACUUUCGUAGCAUCGCAUUCAAGCAUCAAUCAAUGCACGACUGGCUCCUAGACGCACCAAAACUCAAACCCCUCGAAUCAAAUCAAGCACUAAAGCUCAUUCCACUCUCAAUCGAAACGAAGAACAUUUCUGAAGACGAAUGUGUUCCAUCCAGGCCACCCUUGCCUGGUCUAACAACCCAAAGGCAAAUCUUGCGAUCAAAAUCAUCCGAUUCGGUCUCACUCGCCGUAUCUACUCAACCUGUUGCUCACACGGCGGCGAUUGAGGCUGCGGAUUUGUCACAGUCGGUUGACGUGUUUGCGAUCGGUUUUCAGGAGCUCGUCAAUUUGAGUACGAGUAAUAUUAUAUCGGCGAGUUCAACAAACAAGAAGGAAUGGGGAGCUGAACUGGAGCGGGUGUUGUCGCGGGAUGAAACGUAUGUGCUGCUGACUGCGGAACAACUCGUCGGCGUGUGUCUCUACAUAUUCGUUCGACCGAGUUUGCUGCCGUAUAUCAGAGAUGUUGGUGUGGCGACGGUCAAGACUGGGUUGUCAGGAGCAGCUGGAAACAAGGGAGCUGUUGCUAUACGAUUUCUCGUUCAUGCCUCGUCUGUGUGCUUUAUUUGUGGGCAUCUGGCUGCUGGUCAGUCGAAUGUGAAGGACAGGAAUCAAGACUUUGCUGAUAUCAGCAAGCGACUUGCGUUUGCAAGAGGCUAUACUGCUGAUUGCCAUGAUUAUGUAUUCUGGUGUGGUGAUUUCAAUUAUCGUAUUGACAUGCCUCUCAGUGACGUAAAAGACCUUGUCAAAGACGAGAACUGGAAGAUUCUUCAAGCGUAUGAUCAGCUAAAUGUGGAGAGGAAGAAAGGAGCAGUGUUCCAGGGCUUCACAGAAGGUCUCACCAACUUUCCUCCAACCUACAAAUACGAUGCAUUCUCAGACGACUACGACACCAGCGAGAAGCUUCGCACUCCUGCAUGGACCGACCGUAUCUUAUGGAAACGAUUCUAUCACAGUCAACAAGCAGUAAUCGAGCAAGUGGAAGAGGACGUAGCUCGUAUUGCAGCAGCCGUCGUACGGAUGAGUAGAGUUGAUGCUGGGCAGGGGGCAGCUACGGAGGCUGAUGAAUGGUCCGCAAAAGUUGAAGAGUCGAGAAGUGUCAAGGCCGCACGAAAUGAUGGGGAAGAGGUAGAGUGUUGGUGUCCAGGAAAGCUGCUUUAUUACAAUCGUGGUGAGUUAAAGACGUCGGAUCACAGACCUGUGGUUGCUAUUAUUGAAAUUGAAAUUGAACAAGUCGACUCCGUAAAGAGGCAAUUAGUUAGUGAUGAAGUUAGUCUGAUGAUGGGGCCUUCAGACCCUACGAUUGUUAUACAAGGACAGAAUGAUAAGUUGGAUGAAGACGAGUCUUUGGAUCCUGUUGUGUUGAUGGCGAUGUUUCAGAGUUUUGGUGAGGUUCUGAUGAUGAGGCUGCUUGAGAGCAAGAUACUUAUUACGUUUAAAGAUGCUCGGUCUGCAGUCGCUUCAUUGGAAUUAGAUGGAAAAGAGGUUGAAGGUGUUGUCAUCUCUGUCACUCUAAAGUGCACUUGGCCACAGUCAACAUCAAUCAACACAUCCAGCAUCACAACCCACAGCCCCUCACCUGAUCAUCAUGUGCCAUCACGUCUCACCGUUCUCACAUCAGAGCACAUCCAGCAAUUUCGCUCAAGCCCUCACACAUCACCAUUUCCGUCACCCUCUCAAUCGCCCUCAUUGUCUCCCAUUCCAGUCAGGAAGCAACAUCCAGCAAAGCAAACUCCAGGCAAGAGCUCACCUCUAAUGGACAGCACACCCACUUCAGAGAGGAUGGAGAUUCCACACAAAAUUGAAAACGAAAUGUUGGACACAGAACCCGGUGUUCGAAUCGAAAUUACAGAAGCUGAUAACGAAGAGAGUGAAGAAGAAACAGGUCGGCAAUCACAACAGCAGGAGGUGGAAACACCGUUGUUUGAUUUAUCCAGUGACGAAGAGCCAGUGUUGAGCAAAAAGGACGAAUCUGUUGAAGAGAUAUUACAAGAGGUUGAAGCCGACUUGUCAAGAGACUCCACAGAGUUUGAUGGUGAGGCAGUCGAAUUGGAUCGAAUCAUUGAAGAAGGGAGACGAGCUAUGAAGGAGUGCUUAGCACGUUCAUCGGUUAAAGGCAAGAAACCGGCGAGACCAGCAAGACCACCACAGCCUAAACCAGCAGUUACUGUUGAGGUGCCGGUGGUGGUCAGAGAGGUGUCUCCUGUAACAUCAAGUAAACCACCGAAACCAGUGGCAACAUUGCCUUCAGUGAAACGUGAAACAAAAGCACAAAUGGCGACCGUCUCUCGUCCUGCAACCAAACCAGCUAGACCUGAGCCGUUUCGAUCUAAAACUCCUCCUGCUAGACCAGCUCCACCUGGUCGGCCAAAACCAGUCAGACCAGAACAGGUGCUGUCGUCUAGUCUUGGCAAAGUGAAACCCCAGAAGUCGCCAUCACCAACAGGAGACGUCUCAAUGGCACUGGCUACAGGUGGCAAACCGGAUAGCCAACCAGAGAGUAAUGAUGCAGGACUUCAUGGAUCUGCCAAUGGGCAAUCAGCAAUCUUGUCAACCAAUUUGGAUAGCAAGAAAGACAACAAUGUGGUACCUCACGUGGUCGAGACAAUCGGUAGUGAGGAUGUAGACGGCAGCCUCAAGUCCGAGAGGAGAAACACGGGUAACACCAACGUUGUGAUGGCAGCAGGACCGAAGAAAGCACCCAAGCAGCCAAGGCCUUAUUCUCCAAAACCAUUACGACCCAGUAGACCUCCAUUGAUUAAAUCUAAAUCGAGCCCAAUAGCAAGUGAUAAUGCAACAACAACAGAGCAAGGAGUGGCAGCUACACAAGCACCCAAGCUUGUGGAAAAGAAAACGCAUUUGAAUGAAAAUACAGAGACUGAAGUAACGGCAGUUGAGAAUUCUGUGGAAGUCGAUGGUACUGGUGUCCAUAGGGAUCAUGUUGAUCUCAAUGUGGGUGAAUGUUUGAGUACAGGAGGUGAGAGUAGUAGCCAAAAUGACAUCACGUUGCCAGUGAGUGUUACACACGUUGAGACGUCGGAGGAAAGCGGAGGCAAGAAGGAGAUCAACGAGGCAGCAGAAUUGAUCGAACAAUUGAACGACGUUUGUACUGCUCCUAUUGAGAGAGAAAGAAUGCGAGGAAACGUCGAGUUAAGAGCAGAAACGCUCAAUGUAGACGAAUCACAUGAGACGAAAGACGUCAGGAAAAGCGACGAACAUCAAGAAGAGAAGAAACGAGAUAGCUCACUGGAUAUCUCACCCAACGACAUCGCAGAUCACGAAACUCGGAAAGUAGCCACACAACAACGUCCACUACCACCCAUUAGAGGCCCAUACUCAUCUGCAGCCAUUACAAAGCAUCAGCAACUGAAAAGCAGUGCAGAUGCAUCAUCACUCUCAGUGAGAGAACACAGUCAGUCUGACGCCAAAGUGCUGCCCGGGAAGUCAACAUCCCGACCAUCAUCAGACAAAGUAGCAGAGAAACUGAGACCUCCGAGGCCACCAGCACCGUGGACAAAGAAAAAAUAAGGGUUGGACUGUUUGGUGAGUUUGUAUUUGAAUUACUUAAUGUGAUAUUUCGUUACAUACGAGUAUAAGUCUACUGUGUUAUUGAGGAGGACAGUUUUGUAUUACCGAGCCGUCUGGACGGUUUAGUUUUAAAAUGAAGGCCCAAUGUAUUGGCAAUUGAAUGUA